AGCGAAAUUUCGGUCAGCCGCCCACCUGCGAGGUGUCUCCCCCGUGUCUCGUUCCGUUUGUACAAAAAAUAAAAAAAAAAAAAAUAAAACGUCACAUCCGUCGCGUCCUUUUUCCACGGUGCGGCGUGGAAACAACACGUUUUCCACGAAAGUCGGAACGGGACGCGCGCGCGGGGAUCCGAGAGAGAAAGAGAGAGACAGAGAACACGCCUUGCCGUGUGUGCCGUGAAUCCCCCUUCCAACCCGUCAUCCCUCUCGAACCCCUCUUCUCCUUCCUUCCGAACUGUUACGCGUGUCGCCGUCGCGCGCGUGUUGCGCUCUCUGUCCGACCGUCGUCUAUCCGUUUCUCGUAUAUCCGUGUGUAAUCUCUGGAUGUGAGCAACUUGUGUAUGUGCGCGCGCGCAUUCGUGUGUAUACACGUCGACGGUGGUGGACCACGCAGUAAAUUGCGUUAUUCGGAGCGGUAAACAGGUGCACGAAGCUCGUUCGUCCGUUCGUACGUUCGUUCGUUCGGUCGUUUGCUCGUUCGGCCGCACCUCGUGGCGAGUCUUCCGUUCUCGCGCUGAGCCGCGACGAUCGUUGUCGCGGCACGGAAUUUCACCACGCGGCGGGGCGAUGCGCAGUCAGCGGUGGUGGCUCGUCUGUGAUUCCCCCAUCGUCGGUCCGCGAGAUCGGUUAGCGAGCGAAAUUUAGACGAAACCGCGUGACAGGUGGAUUCGAGGCGUGCCGAGAGACGCGGGGAAAGAGAAAGAGACGGAACGAAGGAGGGAGCGAAGCGAGAGUGAGAAAGUGCCGUCGCGCGACAUCUCGGAGUCGUCGGGCGCGUUUCGGCUUGGAAUCGGUCGACGUUUGGUUUCUCGACGGGACUGACGAGGGAAAGGGAGAGAAAAUCUGGCGGUGAGAAACCGAAGAGUCAGAACGUCGUCGUCGCCGUCGUCGUCAUCAUCAUCAUCAUCGUCAUCAAUCAAUCCACGUUGCGCGCUCGUCGCCUCGUCGCGUCAGCAAUUGUGACACGCCGUUGUGUUGUUAUUGUCUCUCCUAACCUAACCGAGAAGGAGGUAGACGUCCGCGCGCGUUCGCGCUCAUGUCGACUGCCGCCGUAGGGAGGGCUGGAGCAGUAGAGGCGGCGUAGCGGAGCGACGCACGCCCUCGAUCCUCGGCGCAGCUUCUGAGUGCACAUGCACCGGUGGUGGUGCACCGAUAGUAGUAGUAGUGGUGGUGGUGGUAGUAGUGGUAAUAGUGGUGGUGGUGGUGGUGCUUGUGCGCCGCGUCGCCGCUUAUUUACGUCUCGUAACGUGGAUCCCGCCGCAGCGAAGAAGACGAAGGCCGCUCCCGGUGUCUCGUCGUGACUCCGUUCAAUGUUCGGCGUAUCCGCGCGCGGAGUGUCGUUGGCCGCGACUCAGGACUACGUGCGGACUACGUGCGCGUAUUAUUGUUGUCGGAUCGUUGACGUUUUAUAUGGCCGAGGACUCGCUCCACGAGGACGCCUUUCACGGGGGACAGAGACGCUACGUUGCGGAUCUCGACGGCAACAACGACGGCGCGUGUUAGAACGCAGUUCGCUGACACAUUGACGGCCCCGUUGUGUUGUUAUGCCCGCGAAAGUGCGCAGAUCGCGUAGCGAUCGAGCGUCAAUCGGCAGGCGGUGAGAAAAAGACGGAGAGAUACAGAGAGAAGAAGAAAGAGAGAAAGAGAGAGAGAGAGAGAGACGUUGGCGCGCGAAUCUAUCUCGGAAUCCAGCCUGCGAGUGUGCGGGAAUGACGUUCUUCGCGACGACGAACUCGGUCUUUUGCUGAGAACGAGAGAACGUCUCGCGGAAGGAAGACACAAGGCGAAAGAGAGAGAGAGAGAGAGAGAGAGAGAGAGAGAACAAACUUGAGGAUACAACAGGAAUAUCAUGUGAAUGAUAGCAGGUGCGAGGGACCGAUACGCAUACGCGAAAGAGCUCGCGCGCGAUUGCGUUAGAAAUUAUCGUCGUUACUGUUGUGACUUAACGGCCGCCAAGAUUAUCAUCCCAACGAUGUCCUCGGGCAGGGGCCCGGCGUCGCCCUCGGGCGGGCCCGUAGUCCGCUGCGGCCACCUGAAGAAGCUGAAGACGAUGAAGAAGAAGUACUUCGUGCUGCGAGGCGAGGCGCCCGACUGCCCCGCCUGCCUCGAGUAUUACGACAGCAAGAAGAAGUUCGAGAACCGACAGCCGCCCAAGCGCAGCAUAUUGCUGCACAGCUGCUUCAACAUCAACAAACGCGGCGACACCAAGCACAAGCACGUGAUCGCCCUCUACACGAAGGACGAGUGUUUCUGCCUGAUCCUCGACAACGAGAAGGAGCUGGACGAGUGGCUGAAGGCGAUGCUGAGGCUGCAGAGCGGGGACAUGCCCGACGGAGAACAACCGCGGCCUACAUUCGAACACGUGUGGCAAGUUACAAUGCAGAGAAAAGGUCUGGGGUCACGGAGGAACAUUCACGGACCUUACAGAUUAUGCCUCACCGAUCAAACUUUGAGUUUCGUGAAGAUAGGAGCGCAAGAUAACACCGACUCGAUCGAGAUUUCCCUAAAUUACAUCAGACGAUGUGGAUUCGCGAACAACAUAUUCUACAUAGAGGUCGGCCGGUCCGCCGUAACUGGCGAUGGCGAGUUCUGGAUGGCGGUCGAAGAUAACAAUAUCGCGCUGAACAUACACGACGUAAUCACGACCGCGAUGAGGAAUUCGAAGAGCAACAAGGACGAGGUGGGACCUCGUCAGAGAAUGCGCAGCUCGUCCGCCAAUGAAGCCAGCAAACCCAUAUCCGUUCUUCAGCGACGGCACACCGGCCAGAAGCUUCAUAGUUUCUCGCCCUUAGCCGUUGCUGGUACCGGGGCUUGGACUACUGGGAUUGCCAACACGACUAAUGCCAACAGUGCCGGUACCGCUAGACGUCGUCAUUCGGUAGCGAGUCAUCCUCAUUCCGUCAAUAAUUCCCAAUCCACUCAUGUCACAACAACAAAUACUACGACCAUACCCGCCACUACUACCACCACCACCACCACCAAUACCACCAAUACCACUACCACCACCACCACCACCACCACUACCAUUACCGCAACCACCACCACCAUCACCAACACCAUCACCGCGACUGUCACCGCGACGAUCACCACGACUACAACCAAUGCGACAGUAUCCCAUCAGAGAACCCUAUCGCUGCCCUUAGCCGUCGUUAUUAUCAAUCAAACGCAACCGUCUAAACGAUCCGUUUUACGGUGUGCUACUGGACGCGAUCGAUGCGACAGUUUGCCGUCGAGGGCACGUACCACAAGCGAGGGACAACCGAUGAUGGUGUUGAACCAUCCCAGAGGGGCCAACGUCUUGACCCACGUGCCGCGACCGCAUUCCAUGUGUGGACGAGGCCUCUCGUAUUCCCCGCCGGUCGCGUCGAUGCCGAUCAGUCCCGCUUCCGACGUCUGCUCGUCGGACUCGGCCGGUUCGUCACCUUCGAUGGACGACUGCGGCGAGAAUAUUAUGGAGGAAGGUCCUGUCUCGAGAUACGGCCACUCGUUGACUCCGGACGAGCCUAUGAUAUUAGACAAGAAGGGUGACGAUUACGCCUUGUGGUCAACGUCGCAUCAUACGCAUCUCAAAUACUCGCCAAACUUCAAGUCUCAUUCGCCCUCUCAGAGUUCCUAUCAGAGUGAGAUGUACAGUCCGUGCGGCUCGAGUCCCAGCCGAGGUGGCGCGUACAUACCCAUGAGCCCAGCGACGACAGCUCAUUCACAUUCGCGCGGAUCGUCCCUCGUGGAGGAGAGUGCUGUGGAUGGUUGGCGUCAGAAACCACUGGACGACGGUUAUGUCGAUAUGGAUCCUGUAAAUAGUCACAACGGCCACUUUCCAGACGACAUGUCUCAGAACGACGGCAGCAGUUGUUCUGUAACGUCCGGUACGCCCAGUACAGAUUUGCGGUUUUCUGAAUACCACUUAGACAAGGUGACGAGCUUCCUAACACCCGGAGAGGAUCUCCAAGCCUCCAGACCGACCAGAGCUUACUCCGUCGGGUCGAGACCGGAACAGGCGAACAGGCAUCGUAAAAAUAGGUUGGAUAUCACUCCACAGGAUGCCAAUAGAGUGCGAGCGUUUUCCGUAGGUAGUCGUUCCAAAAGACCCGAGAUCGGUAGGUUAGCUAACGUGGCCACCGUGCCACUGCCGGCCGGUUCGGACUCGAACUCGAAGUCAAGCUCCGCGCCGUUGCUAUCGAGUUCCUGGGGACACAAUUCGGGCUGCUCCGGAGCGUCCGAUCGUAUGGAGGAUCUCAUGGAAUUGGAUUUCACGAGACCCAGUGUUUCGACCGCUCACUCCUCGCCACCGACGUCCUGUUCCCAGCUGCAGUCGCAACCGCAAUUGUACUCUACUGCCACCGACACUAGUUCCUACGUCGACAUGUCGCCCGGACAAGCUCCCAUAUCGACCACUGCCCCAUACGUCGAUAUGAGUGGCAUAAAUAAGAUUAAUCGCAAUAAUAAUAACAAUACAAUCACUGCCAACCACAACCAUAGCCACAUGCAUAUAUCAUCGUUACCUUUUACCCACAAAUCUGUAAUCACGACCCUGAAACCGGUGGAGGAAGCGGAAGGGCCUUACUUGAAGAUGGAUGGCGUGAAGGAGGAUUGGUCGCGUUUGGAAACAAGUCCGAAACAAGUGUCGUCGCCUAUGCAAGAGGAUACUUACCAAACUAAUGGACCGCCAGGUAGUACAAGAACAGCGCCGAUGGAUCUUCCGCAGCCGAGGCGUCCUCCGGAGGGAUACGUAGAGAUGUCUUUUAAAACGCGACCGUCUUUAGAUCAGGACUACAUAAACAUGAACAUGGGGAACAAUCGCAACAACCGCAAGACACACACGGCCAGCCGCAAGGAGAAAUCGCGAUCGCAACCGAUCGCGAUUCAAGCGGGCAGCAAGCCGUCUAAUAAAACUCCCAGUUUCCUACCUUUGAACGGCAGUCCGACGUCCGAGAGUCUGGCAAGCACACCCGCUUCUCCGCCGCGAGCAACGCUCACGGGCUCCUCGUCCACUAUUUUUCCUUUUUCCCUGAACAGUCCUCAGUCACCUGUAAAGCCUUUUACAAAGAAAAACGACAAUUUUUCUAUGACAGACGCACCGAAACAGGACGAGGACAGUGAAUACGCGAUCAUGGAACCCGUGAAUAAGGUCUUCACAUCGUGUUCCACCCUGUCGACGGAGACGAAACCGUCGUCGAAGAUGAACAACGAGAAGCCGCCUAGUCCUGUAGAGAAAACGACCACCGUUCGGAUUAUAUCGAAAUCCACGUCGUCGUCGCAAGAACACAACAAGUCGGUCAACCUAAUAACCAAGAAACUCACGGAUCUAACGGUGUCGAAACCGCGCCUCGUCACGGCCUCGCCGACGAACACCAGUCCUACUCCGGGUUUCAAACCGUCGAGCGUACAACAGUCGAAGCCAUCCUCCCCGAAGUUCAUCGACGAAACUCCCACGCCGACGCCCACGCCCACACCCACGCCGAGUCCGUUGGACUCCGAGGGCUACGAGAAGUUGCAACCGGGCGCGUCAAUUCUACAUUACGCUAGUCUCGAUCUACCGGAAUGCGGCAAUACAGCGCCUGUGUCGCCGGCGUCCACGCAGGACAACUUCACCUACGCUGAGAUCGACUUCGCGAAACUCAAGCAGAACUAAACAAAAUUAAUAAUAAUAAUAAUAAUAAUAAUAUUAAUAUUAAUAAAAUGCGUAGCUCCGAAUGCGCAUAACUUCAGCCGCUUCCGUGUGUAGCGCGCGCGCGAGAGGAAGAGAGAAAGAAGAAGAAAUUGGUGCACAAGCGCGAGCGCGAGGUGGCACGGCUAAAACGCCUCUUGUGUUCCCCAUGAUAGCAACGAGUAGGCAGGGUAUAUAUCGAUCGUUCUGACAUUGGCUCGGCUGGUCUAAAACCGAAAACAGAGCGCCGGGUAUAUAUAAGAACUGUUAUAUGUAAAUAUAAUUCAUAAUUCUUUAUUUUUCUCUGCCUUUCGACGGCAAUUACAUUAAUCCGCCAAUCUCUUCCUAGUGUACGGAUUGGUAGCCUAUUUUAAAUCGUUUGAGAAAAGAAAAACAGAAACAAAUUAAGCGUCGUUGGUACCUAUAGUUCUGGUUGUACUGCAUUAAUAUCGUAUUUUAUUGGAAUGAUGUGAAGUUUUUUUUAGCAUAUGUAGGCGAGCAUAUAUUUUUGUCGCCGAUUCUUAAGAGAAUGAUCAAUUUGUUCUUGCGUAUAUAAUAACUCUCUAGUUAACAUUGAACAGUCGAUAAGAUUCAGCGAGAAAAAGCAAACCGCGAAAAUGUUGCGAAAAAUGAAAUUUUUUAUAUCGCGCGCGCGAGAUUGCAAUAUACGAUUUUAAAAUACACACAAAAAAUAAGCCAAACGAUUAAAACAGCGAUUUAAAAAUGCACGUUUUAUAAAUAAAACAUUUCGUUUAUUUAAAAAAAAAACAAAAAGACAUUUGAUUACAUAUUAUCGUACAAAUCUUUCGUAAUCAUCUUCAGAAUCACUGCGAUAUUUGGUUUGAGAUCGUGUCAUCCUGAAUGACAUACAGCCUAUAAGAAUAAUAAUAUAAAGUUGACUGUUACUGUAUAAAUACGAUACACAAAAUAUUACAUAUAAUAAUUAAAUUCUAUAUAUAUACAUAUAUAUAAGCGUGUGAAACAAAAUAGCGGGUGACACCUCGAAUAAGAUGUUACGAUAACUCUGAAGCGAUUACGUAAGAUUGACGCAACAUCUAAUUUUAACCGUGUGUACAAAACCAGCAUUUAAGAAAUUCUGAUGAUGAGUUUGUGUGACAGAUGUGCAUUUCUUCGCCUAAAAUCUCGCCUAAGAUCGCGCGAAGUUCUUGUCCCUUUAGGAUGUUACAGAUUAUUAUCGUUGUUUGCUUUUUCUGCUGCUGAUUCUCCUUUCUUUCCGCUUCCGAAGUCAAUCAAAAAACUUCAUUUUCGACUCUCUGCGUCUCGUUCCCGUGAAUUCUGUUAAAACCUCACAUCGGUGGUUUUUUUUUUUUUUUUUGUGGCAUCACAACCAAUCGAUGAAGUUUUUCCGUUUGAGUAAAAACCGACACGUUUGUAUUAAUUGAUCGCAGUAGAGACGAACUUGCUCGAUAUAUUGUCUUAAUUAAGGAGAGAGAGAGAACAGCUUGUGUGUAUAAAGAAAAUGUGUAUGUAAACACAAUAAUGUAACUUUUUAAAUUUUAAUUUUGUUGGAUUUGCGCGUGUUGCCUAUAUCAAAAUUCAUUUUGUUUUGUAUUAUAUAUUUCAGAUGCUGACAAGCCAAAUAACUAAGUAUCGAUUCUUUUUGCAAGAUAUUAUACAUAUAUAUCGUGCCAGGUUUAACCCAAUUGUAAUUUAUAUAAUUAUCUGAUAGAGUAUGACAAAAAAGACGAAAUUUUAUUUAUAUCGUUUUUGAUAGCGGUGUUUGUGUGAGUAACGUAAAUUCUAUUGCUUUUUUUCCUCGUACGUGUAAAAAAAAAACAAAAAAAAAAAACGUUAAUAAUUGUAUCCUUUUAUUUGUGCGUCAUAAAUUCUACUAUCGAAUCUUUAUAUAUUGAUUGAGGAUCGAUUGGCACAUCAUUGUUUGUGUACAGAAAGUAACAUGUUAUUAUUACGUUUUUACACGUUCGCGUAAAGCUCUCGCUUUGUAUCUUCUAUGAUAAUCGAAUCAUCGAAUUUGAAUUUAUAAUUGUUUUUUAUUCUUUGAAAGCAAGUUUUUAACGCGUCGUACGUAUAAAGUUUCUCGCGCUUUUUAUGUGUUAUGAUAUAUAUAUAUAUAUACAUAUUGGUUUCUAUGUUUUAGAUGUUUUAUCGUUACGUAUCGAAAAAUUUGAAAACGCGUUAAACGAGGGAUCUUUUCCCUCCCCCCUCCCUCGAGUAACGGAAUUUGCGAGGUCUCUAGACUUAAGAAAUUGUGGAUUUGCAAUUUUUAUAUAAUUCUUCGAAGAAAAAAACAAAACAAUUGUUCUAAGCCUAAUUAUUGUUACGCGGGAAAUGCAUAUACAACCGAUGACGUACACUCGUCGGCUUUUUGCGAUAAUAAUAAUAAUAAUAAUAAUAUCAGUAAUAAUAAUAUUAAUAAUAAUGAUAACAAUAAUUUUCACGCCGAUCCUGCUUUUAGACGUGGCGAUUAAAAACCCGUUGGUGUAUCGAUGCUGGUUUAAAAAGACAAUUUUUCUCAACGAAACCGAAAAUAUAUUAUACGAGUGGUGUGUUUGUAAUAACACAGUACACUACCAGAAACAUAAGUACUGAAAGAGAAACUUUUGGACGGAGUUUUUUGUCUUCGUGUAACAAAAAAUUAAAAAAAAUGUGCGAAAAACAAAAAAACCGCGGACGAGAUUCCGCGCGCGGCUCGAAUCGAUCGACGAGAUUUAUAUCGUGUACGUACAUAAUACGCGUAUUAAUAUGCGUAUUAUUUGUCGUUUCCUCGUUUUCGAACCGCGCCGAAUUCCGUCCGGGAUCCGCUAUAAAACUAUUUUCUCGCGAUGGGGAAUGUUAUUAUCCGCCAAUGUUAGAUCGACAACAUCUCAAUAAUAGAAUUCGUAUUUGCAGACAAAAAUAGAUGUUCCGUACAAUGCAGUAUAUACAUGUGUUAUCACGCUUUUCAUAUAAAUUAUGAAGUUGUCGAAGUGUCUCGAAAGGGCUGAUUCGACUGCGUACACGCACACAGAUAAACACACAUACACACACACACAGGUACAAUUACAUAAAACACAAUCGCAUACGCGUAUACAUAUAUGCAUAUACGUUCUGCAGGAUAUUCUGUGAAAAACGGUACAACCGGCGAACGUGCCGGGGGAAAUGCGGUACACACACAUACACAGAGAGAAAGAGAGAGAAGCCGAUCUAAUGGGAAUUAAAAUAAAAGAGAAAAAAAGAAAAAAAAGAUAAAGACGCCUAAUAUAAUGACGAGCCAACUCUCUUUAUCGGAUAGUUACGGCUUGUAUAUCUCUUGUUUGAGCUAAAUAUAACGUUCUUUGCAUGUAUCUUAUUUAAAUUGCGGUUGUAUCGUAACGUACAGGGUGUCUUGUAUAUAUACAUGCAUAUCCGACAAAAAUGUUUUUGCGUGUUGAAUUUUUGCGUGUGCGCGUGAGAGUGUUGGACGCGUGUGUUAAUGCGUGCAUCCGGAAAUGUACGUGUCGGACGUUCGUGUAUAUAUACAUAUAUGUACACACACAUAUAUAUGUUAAAAAUAUAUAUAUAUAUUAAGUAUAAUAAUAUUAA
Molecule: messenger RNA, 9238 nt
Organism: Pseudomyrmex gracilis
Lineage: Eukaryota; Metazoa; Arthropoda; Insecta; Hymenoptera; Formicidae
Gene: chico
Product: insulin receptor substrate 1
Exons: 9
Coding region: 1904-5680 (1258 amino acids)
Biological process (GO): insulin receptor signaling pathway
Cellular component (GO): cytosol; plasma membrane
Molecular function (GO): insulin receptor binding; phosphatidylinositol 3-kinase binding
Source: RefSeq, a predicted model, not a curated record